AUGACCACUAGUACGUCGAAUGACAUGAUUCCUGAGGAGCCACGUGCUCCUCACGUCCCCCGUUUGACUAGAAGGCUGACCGGGUUCUUGCCCCAGGAGAUCAAGUCGAUCGAUAACAUCAUCCCAUUGCACUGCAGAAAGGUAUGGAGCAAGCAUCAGGUCAAGAAGUUCGAAGAUAACGAAGGGUUCCAACAGAGGUUUAUAGGUCACGUGGAGACGACGUUAGCGAGGUCACUUUACAACUGCGAUGACCUGGCAGCCUACGAGGCCACGUCUCUCAGUGUUCGAGACAAUCUGAUCAUCAAUUGGAAUGCUACGCAGCAAAGAAUCACCGCUCGGGACCCUAAGCGUGUUUACUACCUGUCUUUGGAGUUCUUGAUGGGCAGGGCUCUUGACAAUGCGUUGAUCAAUAUGGAGGUGGAAAAGCCGGACGGCAAAGGUAUGGAAAGCUCGAGGGCGUUGGUGUCGAAGUCUUUGGAUGACUUGGGGUUCCGCUUGGAGGACGUUCUUGAGAAGGAGCCGGACGCGGCGCUAGGUAACGGUGGUCUUGGAAGGUUGGCAGCCUGUUUCGUUGACUCGAUGGCUACACAGAAUAUACCGGCUUGGGGUUACGGACUCCGUUACGAAUAUGGUAUAUUUGCGCAGAAGAUCAUCGAUGGCUAUCAGGUUGAGACCCCUGACUACUGGCUGAACUUUGGCGAUCCGUGGGAGAUUGAACGGAACGAAAUUCACGUUCCGGUGACAUUUUACGGUUAUGUAGAUAGGCCAUCUGGAGAUACGUCGACUUUAGCUCCUUCUGAGUGGAUUGGUGGUGAGCGAGUUCUUGCUGUGGCAUACGAUUUUCCUGUACCUGGUUACAAAACUUCUACCGUUAACAAUUUGAGGCUGUGGAAGGCUAAGCCUACAACAGAGUUUGAUUUUGCUAAGUUCAACAGCGGUGAUUACAAGAAUUCAGUUGACCAGCAGCAGCGCGCCGAGUCCAUCACAGCUGUUUUGUAUCCGAACGACAAUUUUAACCAGGGCAAAGAGUUGAGAUUAAAGCAGCAGUAUUUCUGGUGUGCGGCAUCGCUACAUGACAUCAUCAGAAGAUUCAAAAAGAGUCAUAAACCUUGGUCAGAGUUCCCUGAGCAGGUAGCAAUUCAGUUGAAUGAUACGCACCCUACUUUGGCCGUCGUUGAGCUGCAAAGAAUCCUAGUUGACAUGGAGAAACUGGAUUGGCAUGCGGCUUGGGAUAUCGUUGUCAAGACUUUCUCUUACACCAACCACACGGUGAUGCAGGAAGCAUUGGAGAAGUGGCCGGUCGGGUUAUUUGGCAAGUUGCUACCUAGACAUCUUGAGAUUAUCUACGAUGUCAACUGGUUCUUCUUAAAGGAAGUUGAGAAGAAAUUUCCAAAGGACUUGGGAUUGCUCGGACGUGUGUCAAUUAUUGAGGAAGCUUCUCCUGAGAGACAGAUAAGAAUGGCUUUCUUGGCUAUUGUUGGCUCUCACAAAGUGAAUGGUGUCGCGGAGCUGCAUUCUGAACUUAUCAAGACAACCAUAUUCCAAGACUUUGUCAAGGUCUAUGGCGAAAAGAAGUUCACUAACGUGACUAACGGUAUUACUCCAAGAAGAUGGUUGAAGCAGGCUAAUCCCAAGCUGGCUGAAUUGAUUGGACAAGCUAUCGACGAUCCUGAUGAAAACUAUUUGUUGGAUAUGUCCAGAUUAACUGAACUGGCAAAGAAGGCGGAUGACCCUGAUUUCCAGGAGAAAUGGGAUAAAGUUAAAGCUGCUAAUAAGGUGCAGUUGGCUGAUCUGAUCAGAGACAUCAACAAUGGCGUCGACAUCAUCGAUAGAGAGCACAUCAACAACACCUUGUUUGACAUUCAGGUCAAACGAAUUCAUGAAUACAAGCGUCAACAGAUGAAUAUCUUUGGUGUCAUCUACCGGUACCUAGCCAUAAAGAGAUUGCUGAAAGAGGGAGCUUCUAUUAAAGAAGUGGCGAAGAAGUAUCCACGCAAGGCAUCCAUUUUUGGUGGUAAGAGCGCGCCUGGUUAUUACAUGGCCAAGCUUAUCAUCAAACUGAUCAACUCAGUUGCCGAAGUGGUUAAUAACGAUAAGGAAAUUCAGGACUUAUUGAAAGUGGUCUUUAUUCCUGACUACAACGUUUCAAAGGCCGAAAUCAUCAUUCCCGCCAGUGAUUUGAGUGAACAUAUUUCUACAGCUGGUACCGAGGCCUCCGGUACAUCCAACAUGAAGUUUGUCAUGAACGGUGGCUUAAUUAUCGGCACAGUUGAUGGUGCUAAUGUCGAAAUCACCAGAGAGAUUGGUGAGGACAAUAUUUUCUUGUUUGGUAAUUUGAGUGAGAAUGUCGAGGAGUUGAGAUAUAACCACCAGUUCCAUGAAGCUGAAAUGCCCACCGAAUUGGAUGUGGUCCUUAAAUGCAUCGAGAGCGGCAAAUUUUGUCCGGACAAUGCGAGCGAGUUCAGGCCCUUGACGGAUAGCAUCAAGCAACAUGGUGACUACUACUUAGUGAGCGAUGACUUUGAAUCAUAUCUGGCCACCCAAGAAUUGGUUGAUGAAGUUUACCAUGGGCAGAGGCAAGAGUGGAUUAAGAAAUCUAUCUUGAGUGUUGCCAAUGUUGGUUUCUUUAGCAGUGAUCGUUGCAUUGAGGAGUACUCCGAAACUAUCUGGAAUGUUGAACCAGUGAAGCCAGAAGAGUGA
Molecule: messenger RNA, 2700 nt
Organism: Torulaspora globosa
Lineage: Eukaryota; Fungi; Ascomycota; Saccharomycetes; Saccharomycetales; Saccharomycetaceae
Gene: GPH1
Product: glycogen phosphorylase
Exons: 1
Coding region: 1-2700 (899 amino acids)
Biological process (GO): glycogen catabolic process
Cellular component (GO): cytoplasm
Molecular function (GO): glycogen phosphorylase activity; pyridoxal phosphate binding
Source: RefSeq, a predicted model, not a curated record